AUUUCUUCAGUAUUUAACAACAAAACGCUUUCGCACUUAUUGCAUUUCGUAACAGAUAUAACUUCAGUCAGCGAUUUCUUUACUUAAGUCAAUGAAAGCAAUUAAGCGGUCGUAAUCAGUGCAUUGUAGCGACAUCCACCUCUUACCAUUAUUCAUUUUGUAACUUCAUGUCGAACGAAGCUACUCAAAAAAGUGUAGUCAACGCAAUUGUUCGCAUUUUAAUUAAAAAUGCUAAUAAAAGCAUAACCUUGUUGAGUGUGUAUUGUUUUGGAGCGAAGUCAGCACUUUGUUAUACCCACUUUUAAACCAGUUGGGUGAGGAUCACCAGAUUGUAUUUUUGAGGUGAUUGUUAAAAUGCCGGUUGAAUACGGGUUCAAAGCACAAACCAUCAUCGAUGAGGGAAGGACCACCCAGGAUGCCAUCAAUGAGAUUAAAAAGUGGCUGUCAGAAACCAAGUUUCCUGAAAUUCCCGAAGAAAUGAUUGCUCUGUUUCUUUUGUCUUGCCAGAAUGUCAUUAAGGAUACGCAAAGAACUAUAAAAGCGUACUUUAAACUUAAAAGUGGUGCACCUGAGAUGUUCACUGGUCGGGAUAUAAACAACGAAGAAUUACAGAAGGCCUCAAGAGUAGUAAGCUGCAUUAGCAUCCCCAAAAGGAUGAGCAACAACACGGUCAUUCACUUUUUCAAAAUCAACGACCCAAAUUACCAGAAUUUUGACUGGCUGCUUUCCAUGAAGCUAGCUUUUAUGUUACUAGAUAUCAGCCAAAGAACAAAUCCUCCAAGUGAGCUCGUGGUGAUCAUCGACAUGAAAGGCGUAGGUUUCAUGCAUCUCACCCGUUUUAAAAUCGGAGCUGCGAAAACGUUUCUAGAAUUUCUACAAGAAGGGAUGCCCCUCAAAAUAAAAAUGAUACAUAUUAUCAACAGUAACUACAUUUUUGACAAAAUUUUAUCCAUAGCUAGGAUGUUCAUAAAAAGCGAACUAAUGGCAAUGUUAAAAUCAUAUCCAGCUGAUACCGAUAUAACACAAUUUCAGAAAGAACACAUUCCAGCAAGUUUCUUACCCAAGGAUUAUGGCGGAGACUUGCCUAGCAGUCUAGAAUUAAACGAAAACACGAUACAGCAAUUUAAGGAAUUGAAAGUAUUUUUCGAGUCUGAGGAAAAACUAAUAAGUUAUUAUAAAUAAAUUGGUGCACUUAAUGGAUCUGUAAAAAUCUGAUUUUUA
Zophobas morio is the source of this 1221-nucleotide messenger RNA. Its product is annotated as alpha-tocopherol transfer protein-like. The transcript is spliced from 5 exons. The coding region runs from base 355 to 1182 and encodes 275 amino acids. The record is from RefSeq and is a predicted model, not a curated record. NCBI's taxonomy places the organism in Eukaryota, Metazoa, Arthropoda, Insecta, Coleoptera, Tenebrionidae. Gene Ontology annotation, cellular component: membrane. Gene Ontology annotation, molecular function: phosphatidylinositol bisphosphate binding.